Molecule: messenger RNA, 2134 nt
Organism: Aphidius gifuensis
Lineage: Eukaryota; Metazoa; Arthropoda; Insecta; Hymenoptera; Braconidae
Exons: 4
Coding region: 1-1419 (472 amino acids)
Biological process (GO): SCF-dependent proteasomal ubiquitin-dependent protein catabolic process
Cellular component (GO): SCF ubiquitin ligase complex
Molecular function (GO): protein binding
Source: RefSeq, a predicted model, not a curated record
AUGACUCAGUUCAAAAGAUUACGUGAAUUAGAGUUGGCAAAAAACUUGGUAAAAAAAUAUAAAGUUAUACAAAUACCAUGGAGUAGAUCUCCACCUAGAAGACAAACUUCAACAAGUUGCUUCGGCGAAAUAAAAAAUAAGCUAUACGGUUUUCAUCAUGAUCAAUCAUACGCCAGUGAUGUACUGAUAAUGGAACAUGUUAAUGAUGAUUGCCUGGCUGAAAUAUUCAUGUAUCUUCCAGCAUGUGAAAGACCAAAAAUUGCAUUGGUGUGUAAACAAUGGAAAAGAGCUCUUGAUUAUUACUCUUGGUUUAAUGUCAAAAAACUAGAACUAACUUAUUGGAGAUAUGACGAGUAUCCUAAUUUAUUAACGAAAAAUUAUCCAACAACCGAUGGACAAUUUAGUUUUUUAAAAUCGCUUCUUAAUAAAUGUGGCCGUUAUUUAACAGAAUUAGACUUGACAGCAUAUAACCACUUUAACAUAGUACCAGUUGUCAAUGAAUCAUGUCCAAAUCUCGUAGAACUUCGAAUAAGAAGUGAAUAUAUUGACGAUGCAAUAUUAGAUAAUGCAUUUUCACGUCUUUUGAAACUAAAAGUAUUGAAAAUUAUAUUUCAAUGUUUUAAAUCUCGCGAUACAUUUAUACCUGUUACUUUAAUCAAGUCAUUGUUAAACGUUGCUGAUACAUUGACUGAACUGAAUUUGUCAAAUUGGUGUGAAUGCAUAGACGACAGUACUAAUUUUCCAGAUGAAAUCACUAGUGUGGUUUCUGAACUGAAGGCCUUGAAAAAGUUUCAAUUUGCUGGUAUAUGUAGUCCCAGAAGUUUAAUCAAUUAUUUAACUUUAAUAGAAUCUACAUUAAUAACCACUGGUGACGAGUGUAAAUAUAGUGAAAAUAAAUUGGAUUUCUCAAAAAAAUAUACUUCGGUCAAGAGCUUAGAAAUUAAAAAUUCCCAAGUUACUGAUGAUUUUUUAUAUAAUGUUGCCAAUGUCAUGAGAGAAUUAAAAUCACUACGAAUUCAUAGUCACACGAUAACCGAUGCUGGUAUAGUAGCAAUUUCAAAGAUGAAUUAUUUAAGACAUCUUGAUUGUUUCGGGUUUAAUAACAUCACUGACUCUUCAAUUAAAUUACUCAAAAACAUGGAAGUUGUGUUUUUACCAUUCAGCAAUAAAAUUACAAAUGAAUCAGCCAUAAAAGUUCUUGAAAAUUCACCAGAGAUGAAAUAUUAUCGCGUUCAUAACACAAGUGUAACUUCUGAAUUCAUCAAAAAAGCAGAAGAAAUAUCAAGAAAUCGUAAACAAAAAUUGACAGUGGUCAUGUCAUAUGAAGAUGGUGAGCCUAAUACACAAAUUGAAUAUGAAUAUUUAACAGUCGAAUUUGUUGAAAACGUUAAAUUACCAAACAAAAAAUCUUCUAUCUAAUACCAGAUUGAUCAAACUUUUUAACAAUAUAACAAUAAUUAUAAAAAAAAAACAACAUAUUGAGUUGUUAACAACAUAUUUCUAUCAACAGUGACACAAUUAUUUUUAAUAAAUUUCUAGCAAAGCUAGAAAAUAUAUCGAAUUAAAUAUAAUAUUAAUUCAACAAUAAAAUAUAAAUUUCAUUUCCAUUAAAAAAAAAAAAAUAAAUAAAUAAAUUUGAAUUAUUUACAAAUCUAAUUACAGGUGUUACCUCCUGCAAUAGCUGUUUUCACGUGUUUCAAUUUAUUCAAAUAAGUUACAAACUCAUCUGUAACUCGUAUUUUAAAUAAAUAAAAUAAUAAGGACAGUAGCCUCCAGCAUAGUUUCUGUGUUUACAUUAAUUCAUUAUCUACUGCUUGUCCUUAGCAUUUUAUUAAUUCGUUAAAAAUCUCAUCAGCUUUAUUGUUAAUUUACAAAAAAUUAUUUACCUGAUUUUAUGAUGACUUGCUAGAUUAAAUUAAUUCAUUUAAUUUUGCAGAUCAAUAGUCAAUACGAUUAAUGAAAAAUUAAAAAUUAAUAACAUUUCAACAAUAAUAAUAGGUACGACUCCACAAAUGCCACUUGAAAGGAAAAAAAUUAUUAAGUUCUUUGAAAUGUCCUACUUUGAAGACUAAAUAUAAUAUUAACGAUAAUAAAUAAUAAAUAAAUUAAAAACAAGUAAAUAAAUUAAUAAAAA